Molecule: messenger RNA, 4521 nt
Organism: Knipowitschia caucasica
Lineage: Eukaryota; Metazoa; Chordata; Actinopteri; Gobiiformes; Gobiidae
Source: the annotation of a GenBank genome assembly
AUGUGGAAGAAAUCCACAAAGGUGACCGACCCAACUGCCGCAGGGCAGGCAGUCGGCGGCACAGAGGGAGGUCACCCAGACGACAAAGGCAUCAAGAAGAAGUCCAAAGUGCCUGGGGUCAUGAUCACCCAGUUCCAGGAGGAGCUUCCUGAGGGAAUGUCCACUCCUGAUUUCACUCGCAAACCUAUUGCCCUCACUAUUCAGGAAGGCAAAACCGCCAUCUUUAAAUCUAUUGUGAUUGGAACACCCACACCCACGGUCACAUGGAGCCGAACCAACGGGGAGAUCGUGUUCCACCCCGACGUUUGCCAACAGAAAUAUGACGAGUCCUCUCAACAACACACUUUGGAGUUUCCUAAGGUUGCUGCGGAAGACGCAGACACCUACAAGUGUUUUGCUAGCAAUGAACAUGGAAGAGCAGUUUGCACUGUGGUGUUGAAUGUAAUUUCAGUUGGGUUCUCAAAGACUAAGGAACUUCAGAAGAACCAAGGAGAAGAGCCAACCGAUUUCAGAAAAUCACUCAAGAAAAGAAACCCAGAUGGAAGCCGUGAGCAGAAGCCAAUGGAGACAGAGGAGAAGGUUUGGGAGAUUCUCCUCAGUGCAGAUAAGAAAGACUAUGAAUCCAUCUGUGUAGAACAUGGCAUCACAAACUUUCGCGGAAUGCUCAAGAAACUCUCUGAGAUGAAGAAGGAGCGGGAGGAAGAGAUUUCAGAAUUUGUCUCGCACAUUGACAAACUGAAACAUAUUGAGGUGAAUGACGACGACUGCGCCACCAUUGAGCUGGACAUGGACCUCAAAGAUCCAGCCAGUAAAGUGUUUCUGUACAAGGAUGGUGUCAUGGUCCCAUUAACCAAAGAAGACUGCGACGGACAGAGACACAGUUUAAAACAAGUGGGAAAGAAAUUUAUCUUUACCAUCAAAGGUUUGGGUAAAGAAGAUGCUGGACUUUACUCAGUGGACGUUGGAGGCUGCAACGUCUUUUCUACUAACUUAAAAGCUCCUGAUGUCGAGUUUGCAGUGAAAAUCCAAGAGGUGAAGGCAGAAGAGAGAGGAGAUGCCAUGUUCCAGUGUGUCCUCACAGCUCCAUUUGAAGGAGUCAGUUGGUUUGGUAAAAAGGCUCCACUAUCUAACGGAGAGAAGUUUGAAAUCAGCAUGUCAGAGGAUAAACUCAUCCACACCCUUAUCAUCAGAGACUGUGCCCCUUUGGACGCAGGCAUCUACGCAGCCGUGGCGGGUGUCAAGUCAUGCAAUAACUGGCUCAUAGUGGAAGCUGACAAAGACCCCAAAGGAAAGAAAGGAGAACGCAAGACCACUAUGGCAGGAGCAGCCAAUCCUGAGGAACUGGCUAGAAUAGCAAAAGAACAGCAAGAACGCUAUGAGAAAGAAAUGGCCGAGAAGCUGGAGAAGGCCAAGAAGCUGCAAGCCGAGAAGGAGAUCGCAGACGCAGAAGCGAAACUGGAGGCAGAGGCAGCAAAGAAGGAGGCAGCUGAAGCUAAAGCAGCAGCUAAAGCUGCAGCCAAAGCUGAAGCACAAGCCAAGAGGGCCGCCAAGAUGGCAGCCGCACAAGCCGCUAAAGAGGAGGCUGCAAGGAGGAGGGCAGAAGGAGGAGGUGACGGAGGAGCAGGAGGAGCAGGAGGAGCAGAUGGAGCAGAUGGAGCAAAUGGAGCAAAUGGAGCAGAUGUUGGUGGAGGAGUAGAUGGACUUGACGAAGGCCUUGAGGAUGAGUUCUCUGAUUCUGACGACUUUGAGAGUGAAAGCGCAGAGGGAGGAUCUGCAGCAGAUGGAGCUGAAGGAGCAGAGGGAGCAGAGGGAGAAGAAGGAGAUGGAGAAGGAGGAGCAGGAGGCAAAGGCAAAAGGAAGAAGAGAGCCGGGCAACUUGUUCCAGACACAGUCGUAGGAGAUAAGGAUGAGGAUAUAGAUGAUGAAACUGCUAAACAACUCAGAAAAGCUGCAAGAAAAGGAAAGCGUUCCAAAAAGAGGCUGGAUGAGGCUGGAGCCGCGGGCGUGGGAGAUGAGGAUGAGGAAAUAGAUGAGGAAGCUGCUAAACAAGAAGGCAAAGCUGCAAGAAAAGGAAAGCGUUCCAAAAAGAAGCUUGAGGAGGCAGAAGCCGCCGCAGCAGCAGCAGCAGUGGACCCAGGAGUGCACUUCCAUGCCGGGCUUUCUGACUGCAAAGCCAUAAUGGGAGAGUCAGCGGAGCUGGAGUGUAAAGUGAGCAGCGAAGACUGUAAAGGAAUCUGGUACAAAGAUGGAGACGAGAUUAAAGUCGAUGCAGAGGGGAUCACUAUUACUCAAGAUGGAAGUUUCCACAGGCUAAAAAUUCACAAGGUUACUGAGGAAUUUGGAGGGAAAUAUAAAUUUGAAGCCGAUGGACGCAAAACAGAGGCCAUGAUAGUAGUAGAAGACCCACCGCGAUUUGUGGCUGAAGAUCUUGAAACAUUUAAGACCCCAGUGACGGUGAAAAAGGGUCAAAAGGCAACCUUUAAACUCCCCUUUGUCGGUCGGGACCCGAUCAAAGUGCAGUGGUAUCUGGAGGGCGAGGAGCUAUCCGACGAUUCAAACAUAAAGAUCGAGCACACUGAAGGCUGCUCCCGCCUCCUUCUGACCAAACUGCAGCGCAAAGACAGCGGCGAAGUCAAGAUCAAACUGAAGAAUGAGUUUGGAACAAUGGAAGCCUUGACUCAACUCAUUGUGCUUGAUAAGCCCACUCCACCGAUGGGGCCUCUAGAGAUUGUUGAGGCUUCCGCUUCAGUGGUUGACUUCAAGUGGAGACCCCCAAAAGACAGUGGCGGCUGUAAAAUUGACAAUUACAUCCUGGAACGAAAUCAGAUUGGACGCAACACGUGGAAGAAAGUUGGCCCUAUUGGUCCAGAGGCAAAAUACAGGGACACAGACGUCGACCACGGCAGAAGGUACUGCUAUCGCCUUCGGGUGGAGACUGAGAUGGGAACGAGCGAACUGUUUGAAACAGAGGAUAUUCAAGCUGGAACCAAAGCUUAUCCGGGGCAGCCAUCAGCACCAAAAGUUGUCAGUGCUUUCAAGGACUGCAUCAAUCUGACUUGGUCUCCUCCUUCCAACACGGGGGGAACUAAUAUUCUGGGAUACAACCUUGAAAAACGCAAGAAGGGCAGCAAUCUGUGGGGAAUGGUGAAUCCCCCUGAUGAGAUGAUCCGAUCAGGAAAACUAUGUCCUGUCAAAGAUGUGGUUGAAGGAAUGGAGUAUGAAUUCAGAGUGGCUGCCAUCAACAACUCAGGAGCAGGAGAAUUUAGUGUUCCAUCUGAGUUUGUCUUUGCCAGAGACCCUAAAAAGCCCCCAGGCAAGGUCAUCGACUUCAAAGUGACAGACUCCACUUACACAACCCUGUCCUUAUCGUGGAUCAAACCCAAAGAGAUUGAGGGAGAGGAGGACGAGGCCAAGGGUUAUUUUGUGGAGGUGCGCCCUGCGGAGAACACAGACUGGGACCGCUGCAACACAAACGCCAUCACAAUGACGUCGUACACGGUCAAAGGACUCAAGUCUAUGGGCAUGUACUGGGUCAGAGUCACAGCCAUCAAUGAGGGAGGAGAGGGGGCGCAUCAAGAGCUGGACAACUACAUCCUGGCUAUGCCUCCGCCAGUGCGGCCGAGAUUCACAGAUGUGAAGAUCAAGAGUUUUAUGAUUGUAAGGGCUGGAAAUUCUGCAAGAUUCAACAUUAACUUUGAGGCUUCCCCUUGGCCUGAGGUGACCUGGCUUAAAGAUGGCGUCCCUGUUUCUAAGAAAGUGACCAUCAGUAACGCAGAGGGCAUGUCCCAGCUGCUGAUCGCGUCUGCCGAACGCUCCGACACCGGCAUCUACACCAUUGUUGUCAAAAACAUUGUUGGUCAAGAAACAUUCAGCAUUGAAAUUAGAGUCACAGACGAGCCCAAGCCUCCAGGCCCAGUGGAACUGGAUGAAAACGUCCCAGGGACAGUCACUAUUUCCUGGACUGCAUCUCCUGAUGAGAAGAAAGACGACAGGCUGCACUACAUGGUGACCAAACGUGACUCACACAAAAGACAGUGGCACACAGUCGCAGAUCGAAUCUUCAACAACAAGUUCACAGCCUGCAACAUCAUGCCGGGACGCGAGUACCAGUUCAGAGUCUACGCCAAGAACGACAUGGGCUCCUCAAAACCAUCCGAGUCUACAAAAUGGCUGAUUCCUGCUAAAAAGGAGAAGUUCACUGUGACCCUGCCUGAAUCCAAACCUUGUGACCUCCAGUGUGCGCCGAAAUUCAUCAUGCCUCUGAAGAUGCACGCAGCGCCUCAGGGCUAUGAGUGCUACAUGAGCUGUGCCAUUAAAGGAGACCCCACCCCACAUAUCACCUGGUACCGGAACAACCUGAGCCUAAACACUAACACCAACUACUUCAUCUCCAACACGUGUGGCGUCUGCUCCAUGCUCAUCCUGAGGGUAGGCCCCAAAGACAGCGGCGAGUACAAGGUGGUCGCGGAGAACAAUCUGGGACGCGCCGAGUGCACAACCAAACUCACAGUGAGAGAAUGA